UGAGCAGCACUGACGAGUCUGUAGCCUUGAUAGUUCAAGGCGAUUCCAAAUUAAUUAUUGAACAAGUCAGAGGUGCCUUUGACUGCAAGAGUCCCAAGCUCCAACCUUACUAUCGCUCCGCCAAGAGGCUGCUUCAGCAGAUUCAAAAGGAGUGUCAACAACAGACAGGGCAACCCUGUCAGUUGACCUUGGAGCACGUAUACCGCGAAAACAACAAAGUGGCAGACAGUCUCGCCAAUAACGCUAUGGAUGCAAAACGAAGCUGGACAACAAAGUAUGAGGAGGACGACGAAGAGAAAGCCAACACGGACAAUGAAGAAGAUGCUCAAGACGAGGAGCCUUCUGGUCCCGCUGGUUCGAAAUGGGUCUAA
Molecule: messenger RNA, 371 nt
Organism: Cylindrotheca closterium
Lineage: Eukaryota; Bacillariophyta; Bacillariophyceae; Bacillariales; Bacillariaceae
Source: the annotation of a GenBank genome assembly